AUGCCUCGCCCGGGCAGAAACACAUACAGCGACCAAAAACCUCCCUAUUCGUACAUCUCUCUCACGGCCAUGGCGAUCCAGAGCUGCCCCGAGAAGAUGCUGCCCCUUAGCGAGAUCUACAAAUUCAUCAUGGACCGCUUCCCGUACUACCGCGAGAAUACACAGCGAUGGCAGAACUCACUGAGGCACAACCUGUCCUUCAACGACUGUUUCAUCAAGAUCCCGCGGCGGCCGGAUCAGCCGGGCAAGGGCAGCUUCUGGGCGCUGCACCCGAACUGCGGUGACAUGUUUGAGAACGGCAGCUUUCUUCGGCGCCGCAAGCGCUUCAAGGUGCUCAUGUCGGACCCGUUAGCACCGAGCAAGCCGUCGGAAGCUGCACAUUACCUGCAGCAGCAGCAUGCCAAGCUGCGUCUGAGCGCUCUGGCCGCCACUGGAGCGCACCUGCCACAUGUGCCCGCCUACAACCUGACCACACCUCCGCCGUCCACCUUCAAACACCCGUUCGCCAUUGAGAACAUCAUCGCGCGCGAUUAUAAGGUGCCGGGCGGCCUGGCCUUUUCCACUAUGCCCUCCAUGUCUGCUGGUUACCCGUUACCCGGUCAGCUUGCCACAGCCUGGCCGCACAUGUAUGGCGCGGGAGCUCUUGAGAGCGCUGCGCCCAUUACCGUGGCAAGCGAUUACGGCGCAUACGGCGUGCCUAUCAAGUCGCUGUGCCAUGGAGCGCAGAGUUUGCCCGCCGUGCCGGUGCCCAUCAAGCCGAUGCCCCCGCACCUGCCCGCGUUUCUCUCGAACUCUCCACAGUCUCUAAGCCCCACAUCCCCUCACACGGCAACCGGCCAAAGCAGUCCGGCCAACCCUAGCGACACGCUGAGCGGCCCGGCUACUCUGCAGUCAGUCGCCGUGCACUGA
Messenger RNA from Ictalurus furcatus (blue catfish), 909 nucleotides. RefSeq names its product forkhead box B1a (gene foxb1a). Gene Ontology annotation, molecular function: RNA polymerase II cis-regulatory region sequence-specific DNA binding; DNA-binding transcription factor activity, RNA polymerase II-specific. Bases 1 to 909 code for a protein of 302 amino acids. The transcript has a single exon. Gene Ontology annotation, biological process: cell differentiation; regulation of transcription by RNA polymerase II; anatomical structure morphogenesis. Lineage: Eukaryota; Metazoa; Chordata; Actinopteri; Siluriformes; Ictaluridae. The record is from RefSeq and is a predicted model, not a curated record.